Malus domestica (apple) is the source of this 978-nucleotide messenger RNA. NCBI's taxonomy places the organism in Eukaryota, Viridiplantae, Streptophyta, Magnoliopsida, Rosales, Rosaceae. The record is from RefSeq and is a predicted model, not a curated record.
UUAAGCAAAAGUUGGUCAAUUUCUCUCUGCUUACUGUCUUGAUCAAAUGGCCUCUCAGUUCCUAUUUUUCGCAUUCCUUGCCGUAACUUUUUCCGUUGCUUUGGCAUCGGACCCGAGUUCUCUUCAGGAUUUCUGCGUGGCAGAUGCAACGAGCUCAGUUCUGGUUAAUGGUCGUGUUUGCAAGGACCCUAAGCUUGUUGAAGCCAACGAUUUCUUUUUCAGUGGGCUUCACCUAGCAGGCAACACAUCAAACGCAGUUGGUUCACGUGUGACUCCUGUUGGUGUAGCUCAAAUUGGAGGACUUAAUGCCCUUGGCAUCACUGCUGCGCGUAUUGAUUUUGCCGCAUGGGGUCUUAACCCUCCACAUACACACCCUAGAGCUACUGAGAUUUUGACAGUCCUGGAAGGGAGCCUCAAAGUUGGUUUUGUCACCUCGAACACUGAAAACCGCCUCAUCACCAAGGUACUUCAGAAGGGUGAUGUUUUUGUGUUCCCAGUCGGUCUUGUGCAUUUCCAGCAGAAUGUUGGAAAUGGUAAUGCAGUUGCCCUUGUAGCUCUCAGCAGCCAAAAUCCAGGUGUCAUUACCAUUGCAAAUGCAGUAUUUGGAUCAAAUCCUGAUAUCCCUGCUGAUAUUCUUGCAAAGGCUUUCCAAGUGGAUACGAACGCGAUCUACAGUCUUCAGUCCAAGUUUUAGAAUAAAUUCCAAUUUGGAACCUCUGAUUAAAUCAAAAGGGAUUUAUAGCUCAUUUGAAGUGUCCUAGAAAAUUGUUACAGUUUGUUUUUCAUCGCAGUCAUGUUGGUUUACUGUUUUGUUUGACUCAAAAGAUUUAAUUUGUUUAUAUGCUCAUUUGAAAUGUUGUUGAAACCUGAUAUCCCUGUUGGUCAUGUCGGGAUAAGGCCGUUUUGUUGUUGUAUGCUCUUUUGAAGUGUGAUCAAGUUGUUAUUUCUUUAUUCCAUUGAUCCAAGAUAUAAUAAAAG